This is a messenger RNA of Fimicolochytrium jonesii, 2112 nucleotides long. RefSeq lists its product as uncharacterized. The record is from RefSeq and is a predicted model, not a curated record. The transcript is spliced from 5 exons. The coding region runs from base 1 to 2112 and encodes 703 amino acids. NCBI's taxonomy places the organism in Eukaryota, Fungi, Chytridiomycota, Chytridiomycetes, Spizellomycetales, Powellomycetaceae. Gene Ontology annotation, cellular component: membrane.
AUGGCCGACGAACACACACACCACCACGUACACCGCGAACGUACCGUCAUCAAAGAAUUUGAAGACGAAGAUUUCGACUGCAACGACGACGGUUGUGUCUCGCACGGCGGUUCGGAGCACCAUCAUCACCACCAUCACGCGCACCACGACGCGCAUGGAUCACAACCACCUUCGGGAUUUGUUGCGAAACUUAAACAUAUGAUUUUGGGACCGGCUGCGGAGGGAGAUUCGUUUUUGGUUGAGAAGGAGAUUAAGGUGAUUAAGGUUCAUAAACUUGAUAAGACCCACGAAGACAGCGACGAGGAGAGCAUUCACGACACGGUCGGCGACAAGGAGCACAGGCUGAAAGACGCGGCCCACAACGCGAAAGACAAUGUGAAACAUACCGCAGAGGACGUGAAAAACAAGAUCGAAGGCGACGCCCGUCAUCUCAAGAACAAAGUCGAGGGAGAUGCAAAGGAGGUAAAGGGCCGUGCUGAGGACGCCAAGGAUGAAGCUGUGGAGAAAGCGGACGGUCUUCUAGGCAGAUUCAGGACCGGUGUCAACAACCUGAUUGGCAAAGGCCACAAAGCCGAAAAAACGGCCGAAGAAACUUACGACAAAGUCAAACACGACGCCGAGAAGGAAGCCGAGAAUCUCAAAGGUUCCGUCAAAGACGCCAUAAAAUCCGCCAAGGACAAGGGGAAAGAAAAAAUCCACGACGUGAAGGACGAGGCGGAAGAAGCCAAAAAGCGUCUUGAACUUGAGAAGCGGUACAAAGAGGCGAAAGAGCGAGCGACUCAUGACGCCGAACGUGUCCGCGAAGGCUUCGAGGAGGGUAUCAAAAAGGUGCAGGAGAACGCCGCAGAGGCAGCAGCACGCGCCAAAGCCGCCGCAGACGCCGCGAGCCAAAGCGUCAAAGAAAAAGCCGCAAAGGCCGCGCACGUCGUGAUUGAUGCCAAAGAAACGGUCCACCACCGCGUCGAGGAGGCGGCGGACGGUGUCAAGCGCCGGGUUGAGGCGGCGACUCAUCGCGUGAAGGAGGAGAUUGAUGAGGCGGCGGAGAGCGUGCGGAAGACGGCUAAGAACGUUGAGGAGGGGGUUAAGGGGACUGCGCAGACUGUUAAGAAGAGUGUUGAGGAUGCGGCGCAUAAGGUUCAGGACACCGUGCAUGAUGUCAAGAAAGGGGUGCAGGACACAGCGCACACCGUCAAAAAGGGAGUGCAAGGCAAAGUGCACGAAGUUAAGAAGGGAGUGCAGGAUACCGCGCACAACGUCAAGAAGGGAGUGCAGGACACGGCGCAUAAUGUCAAGAAGGGAGUGCAGGACACGGCGCAUAAUGUCAAAAAGGGCGUGCAGGACGCCGCUCACAACGUCAAAGAAGGCAUUCAACACAAGGCCGAAGACGUCAAAGAACACGUUCAUCACGGUAUCGAGCAUGUGAAAGAAGGCGCGGAAUCAGCCUACCACAAGGUCGAAUCAGCUGCAGAGUGUUUGGGCAUCCAAGGACCGAGGACGCAGGGCGUGUACCAUCAUAAUCACCAUCACCAUACUGGCGGCUCGUUGGCGUGGGGAGGGCCGCUGGCACAUCCGUUUGCGAAUCCGGUGCCUGUUACGGCUUUUUAUGCGGCUUUGAGCACGCUUUGGUUCCUUUGGCUUGCUAGACGCGUUUGGCUCGCCCGCAACCGCACCAAGAUCUUCAUCGGUGACGGCUCCUACGAGCUCGCCACCGAAGCCACCCGCGACGUCCUCGUCUCCGAAACCACCAUCACCCCCAGCCGGGCCCAAAAACGCACCACCGCCGUGCACGUCGAAGACGAGGAUCGGGUCAAAAGCAUCAAGCAGCUCCUACGUGCCACGGACGCGCGCAGGGCGUUCACGAAUGUGGUGCCGCUGUUUUUGGUGUUGCUUGGCGCGUUGGAGUUGGAGGGCGCGUACAGGCCGCUGUUGCAUGUGUUGAGUUUGGGGUUCUUGGUGGGGAAUGUUGCUCAGACUGAAUACGGCAUCUUUGCCCCCAAAGGCCACGGACCCGGUCAUGCCAUCGGCCUUGCUCUCAACUACUCCGUCCUGAUUGUCGGAGCCAUCAUGGGGAUACAUCUCGCGUUGAGUUGCCAAGGGUGCCCAAUUGCGUAA